AUGUCCACCGACGCCGACACCCGGUACAACACGAAAAAACACCAAGAAGAGUAUGGAGUAGAGGUGGAGACCGAAAACGUGUACUCCGAGGAUGCCCUGGACCCGGUGUAUCAAGCCAAGGCUCGAAUACUGAACGAUGCCUUGCAAGACAUUGGCAUGGGUCGUUAUCAGUGGUACCUGUUUAUAGUCGCAGGCUUUGGCUGGUUUGCCGACAAUCUAUGGCCAAUCGUUACUGGGUUGAUCCUUACUCCGGUUGUCGCGGAGUUCAACUUCCAAGGGCCCUUCCUCAAGCUUGCCCAAAAUAUUGGUCUUCUGGUGGGCGCCGCAUUCUGGGGUAUUGGAUCGGAUGUUUGGGGACGGCGCCCGUCCUUCAACAUUACCCUCUUCAUCAUCGGCGUCUUCGCAACAGCCGCUGGCGGAUCUCCUACUUACAUCGCUCUUUGCGUGUUCUCGGCCCUUUGGUCCGUUGGAGUGGGCGGCAAUCUCCCCGUGGAUUCCGCCGUUUUUCUCGAGUUCGUCCCGGCGUCUCACCAGUACUUGUUGACCGUGCUCUCGAUCUGGUGGGCUUUUGGUCAGCUCAUCGGUAGCCUCGUAGCAUGGCCGCUCAUCGCGAACUAUUGUUGCCCUCAGUCGACCAAGCCGGGAGAGUGCCCUCGCUCGCAAAACUGGGGAUGGCGUUAUUUCCUGUUUACUAUGGGCGGCCUCAUGCUUUUCCUUUGGGUGAUCCGCUUCUUCGUUUUCAAGCUCUACGAAAGCCCAAAGUAUCUCAUGGGCCGGGGCCGGGACGCCGAUGCGGUCGAAGUCGUCCGGAAGGUCGCCGCCUAUAACAGGAAACAAACCACGUUGACGGUGGAGCAGCUCAGCGCCGCAGGGGGCUUGGGUUACGAUGGCGAAGCAUCUGUCCUCCCAAUGGAUACGAGCGCUCGUGCCGCGGUGUUUAGAAAACUAAAGGUGGUCAGCGGUGACCAUGUGAGGGCUUUAUUUGCGACCCGCAAGCUUGCUUGGUCAACGUCGCUGCUGAUCAUCAUAUGGGCGCUCAUAGGGCUAGCGUUCCCAUUGUACAACUCAUUCGUCACUUACUACCUCGCCACCCGUGGGACUGACUUCGGCGACGGGUCACUGUACAUCACCUACCGCAACCAAGUAAUCCUGAGCGUCAUCGGCGUUCCAGGCGCUUUGUUGGCGGGCUGGAUGGUUGAGCUUCCUUACCUUGGCCGUCGCGGCACGCUGUCAAUAUCAACAGUGCUCACUGGUGUGUUCCUGUUCGGGUCCACCACUGCUCGAACAUCCAACGCGUUGCUGGGCUGGAACUGUGGCUACAGCUUCACGAGCAAUGUGAUGUAUGGCGUGCUGUAUGCACUUUCCCCCGAGUUGUUCCCUACGAAAGACCGUGGUACAGGGAACGCGCUUGUCGCGACCGCGAACAGAAUCUUCGGAGUGAUGGCGCCGAUUAUCGCACUGUAUGCGGAUCUUACAAGCUCUGUACCCAUCUUUAUUUCCGGCGCGUUGUUCCUGGUAUCGGGCCUCGUGGCGCUAAUGCUGCCAUUUGAACCGCGAGGAAAAGCUUCGUUGUAAUGCGCAUGAUAGAUUUUGACAUAGC
Messenger RNA from Punctularia strigosozonata HHB-11173 SS5, 1600 nucleotides. Its product is annotated as MFS general substrate transporter. Gene Ontology annotation, biological process: transmembrane transport. The record is from RefSeq and is a predicted model, not a curated record. The transcript has 14 exons. Lineage: Eukaryota; Fungi; Basidiomycota; Agaricomycetes; Corticiales; Punctulariaceae. Gene Ontology annotation, molecular function: transmembrane transporter activity. Gene Ontology annotation, cellular component: membrane. Bases 1 to 1575 code for a protein of 524 amino acids.